AUGACCGCUGGUCCUGCAACAGAAUCUUCAACUUCUUCGGCAAGGCGUAGCGCUAUGAAUGGAAUAGGCAAACUACAGUUGUUUGAUGAAGCUGUAGAGCAUUUCAAGAAAAAUGAUCGGAUUAAAAUUUACGACAUGCAGGUUCCUCGACCACUAACGUUAUCGUGGAAUUGUGAUGGUACAAGACUGGCGUGUGGUGCUGAGAAAAGUGUCGCUAAAGAUGUUUUCCAUGGAUUUGGUCAUAACGAGCAAGUGGACCAGGUAGCAUUCCAUCCGAAUAAUGCGCACUUGUUUGCGUCGGCCAGUUCAGAUCGAACCAUUCGUAUUUGGGAUGUUCGGCAAACAAGAACACACACCAGAUUACCUACCAGAGCCCCAAAUUUAAACGUUGCUUGGUCUCCAUGUGGUACUUAUUUGUUGUAUGGGGAUCGAGAAGAUGCGAUCAAUAUGGUUGAUGGCCGAACAUAUAAAACGUUGAAAGUGGAACCGAUGAAACAGGAAGCGAAUGAAUUCGCGUUCCAUCCUAGUGGACAAUAUCUUUUUGUGGCGAUGGGUGGAGGACAGCUGAGUAUUUUUAAGAUGCCCGAAUUUACUCAUAUACGUACUAUUCAAGCGCAUUCUUCGCAAUCUACGUGCACAUGUAUGGCAGUUUCAAAUGAUGGUGAACAUUUUGCUGUUGGUGCUUCAGAUGCGCUAUGUUCAAUUUGGAAUACACGAGAAAUGAUAUGUGAACGUGCGUUGGGAAGGUUAGAUUAUCCCCUACGGUCAGUAUCGUUUAGUGCAGAUAGCCGGUUGAUCGCAACUGCAAGCGAAGAUCAUUCCAUUGAUAUCGCAUGGACUGAGACUGGGGCAAGGGUCCACGAACUACGAGUGAACGCAGACACAUACCAAUGUGCGUGGCACCCAAAUGCCUAUCUGCUGGCCUACUCAUGUGCACCUGCAGUGGAUAGUCGUGAGCGUGAUGUGGUCGUUAAAUUAUUUGGAUUCACUACUUAA
This is a messenger RNA of Anisakis simplex (herring worm), 996 nucleotides long. Lineage: Eukaryota; Metazoa; Nematoda; Chromadorea; Rhabditida; Anisakidae. The record is from the annotation of a GenBank genome assembly.